Molecule: messenger RNA, 2233 nt
Organism: Vicugna pacos (alpaca)
Lineage: Eukaryota; Metazoa; Chordata; Mammalia; Artiodactyla; Camelidae
Gene: TADA1
Product: transcriptional adaptor 1
Biological process (GO): regulation of transcription by RNA polymerase II
Cellular component (GO): SAGA complex
Molecular function (GO): transcription coactivator activity
Source: RefSeq, a predicted model, not a curated record
AGGAGGAGGACCGCGAAAACACGGAGUUUGGCUCAGUACUUUCUCUUCGGGAAGGCGGGCGGAGCCGAAAAACAAACGUCUUCUGAGCGCUUGGGGGCGGGGCAGACGGGAGCAUCGGAGCCUCCGGAGCCGAAGCCUUCGCCGAGUUGGCUUUUCGGUUGCUGGUCGCGUUGGCCGAGAGGUCUGAGGUCGGGCUGAGAGUGGGGAGCAAUGGCGACCUUUGUGAGCGAGCUGGAGGCAGCCAAGAAGAACUUGAGCGAGGCCCUGGGGGACAACGUGAAACAAUACUGGGCUAACUUAAAGUUGUGGUUCAAGCAGAAGAUCAGCAAAGAAGAGUUUGACCUUGAAGCUCAUAGACUUCUCACACAGGAUAAUGUCCAUUCUCACAACGAUUUCCUCCUGGCUAUUCUCACGCGCUGUCAGAUUUUGGUGUCUACACCAGAGGGUGCUGGAUCUUUGCCCUGGACAGGGGGUUCUGCAGCCAAACCUGGAAAACCAAAGGGAAAGAAAAAGCUUUCUUCUGUUCGUCAGAAAUUUGAUCAUAGAUUCCAGCCUCAAAAUCCCCUCUCGGGAGCCCAGCAGUUUGUGGCAAAGGAUCCCCAAGAUGAUGAUGACUUGAAACUUUGUUCCCACACAAUGAUGCUUCCCACUCGGGGUCAGCUUGAAGGGAGGAUGAUAGUGACUGCCUACGAACACGGGCUGGACAACGUCACCGAGGAGGCUGUCUCCGCUGUGGUCUAUGCGGUGGAGAAUCACCUUAAAGAUAUAUUGACAUCAGUUGUGUCAAGAAGGAAAGCUUAUCGAUUACGUGAUGGUCAUUUUAAAUAUGCCUUUGGUAGUAAUGUGACCCCCCAGCCAUACCUGAAGAAUAGUGUAGUAGCUUACAACAACUUAAUAGAAAGCCCCCCAGCCUUUUCUGCUCCCUGCGCUGGCCAGAACCCGGCGUCCCACCCGCCCCCUGACGACGCCGAGCAGCAGGCUGCGCUCCUGCUGGCAUGCUCGGGGGACACGCCGCCCGCGUCUUUGCCUCCAGUGAACAUGUACGACCUUUUUGAAGCUCUGCAGGUACACAGGGAAGUCAUUCCUACACAUACCGUAUACGCGCUCAACAUUGAAAGGAUCAUCAUGAAACUCUGGCAUCCAAAUCACGAGGAGCUGCAGCAAGACAAAGUCCACCGCCAGCGCCUGGCAGCCAAGGAGGGGCUUUUGCUCUGCUGAAUUAGGAUUUGAGGUGUGGGACCCUCAGCAGAUUCAUUGACUACUGGGGAUUGAAUGUUUUCAAGUCCACAUUUCGAGACUGAAGUGUCUAGUGUAAAUACUACCUUUCCUAUGGAAACGUGACAUUGAGUACAUUUUGUGCUGCUGCUGUGAAGCCGUUAAUAUAAAUCUAAUUUUGAUAAUGACUCAUAUCUCUGUAUGUAUGGGCUCUCAGUUAUGGGAGUAGGCGCUGAGAAAAUUGGGUGCCCGGAAUGGAGAUGUUCAGGCAUCUUAGGGUGGUACCCUACGGUCUGCAUGUGAGGUAGGUGACAUUCUAGAACAAAGAAGCUGUUAGCACUUAGUCCCCAUGAUCAGCAGGGAUGUCUCUGUGUUCAGAGACAUCACAUAUUCUCUAGCUGGCAAGUCCAAACUUUCUGCUAUUUUCCUGAAGAGCUGUGCUUUUAACACAGAGUUAAAAAUCGGUCAUCGUUUUUAGUCACCAGUUUAAUUUUUAAGACUUCGGUAGUUGCCUUAAGAUUCAUUACAACUCCAUAAAAAAUAAGACUUAGAAAUGCUGUGCUAUUAGACAAAGUCCUUUCUUUAAAUUAAAAGCCAGAAUCAAAGCAAUCGCUUAGAAUGUAAUUAACCUCAUAAAAUAUCUUCUCAUAACGCAAGUUCCUUCCGUAGUUAUUAUGCCUGAAAGCUUUGAUUGGCAGGUUCAUGUGUUAUUCCUAUAGAAUGUUUAAAGAAGUCCAUAUAAACAUAUUGGGUUUAUAUUUGGUAAUUCGCUUAUUCCUAUGAAAUAUCUUUUUCUCUUGUUUCAAGUGACAGACAGCAUUGCUAGUAACAAGUUUGUUUUUGAGAGAUAUGUUGCUUUUUGUUCAAGAGAUAUUACUGGUGGCUGUAUCAGGCUCAACAGAUGGGUUUCAGGAGGUCUAAGUAACGUAUGUAUAGGUAUGCAUUUAUGGUCCAGUAUCUGCAUCUGUGUGUUUGGUUUUGUACUUUAAAUGUGAUAAGUAAACUUUUGGGGAGAAAA